Setaria italica (foxtail millet) is the source of this 2107-nucleotide messenger RNA. RefSeq names its product protein SNOWY COTYLEDON 3. Gene Ontology annotation, cellular component: nuclear microtubule; centrosome; cytoplasm. Gene Ontology annotation, molecular function: microtubule binding. Bases 112 to 1908 code for a protein of 598 amino acids. Lineage: Eukaryota; Viridiplantae; Streptophyta; Magnoliopsida; Poales; Poaceae. The transcript is spliced from 7 exons. The record is from RefSeq and is a predicted model, not a curated record. Gene Ontology annotation, biological process: spindle assembly; centrosome cycle.
AGUAGCAUCACUUCACCUAGGCUGUAGACAUGCAAAGCCAAAGCUGCUACUCGUCAUCGACGACCGUUGGUUUCAGUUGCUUCGGUUCCACACGGCCGCCCGGCAGCAAGGAUGCCAUCCGCAAUGGUGGACGCCACCGUCGCCACGCCUCCGCUCGACACGACCUGCGGCCGCCACCGCCCCGCCACGCUCUCCAACUCCAAUGCUGCCCGUGUCACCGCCGCGCUCUCCAAUGCCAACGCCAAUGCCGGCGUCGGCGCCGUCGCCGCGGUGCCCAAGUCCAAGUCCAAGUCCAAGUCCAAGAUCGUCGCCUCCCGCUACCUCAGCCCCUCCUCCAAACCCACCUCCACCUUCUCCUCCGCGGAGUCCCCUGCACCGAGGACGCCAGCCUCCACCGAGCGGCCGCGUCCGGCGCAGACCAACGCCGUCUCCACAGAUGCCGCGGCGUCCUGCGGGAGCGCCACCACGACGACGCGGACGCUUGCGGUCGCGUUCCAGAGCCCGACCUACUCCUUGGAGACCAGCAGCGCGAGGUCGUCCACGUCGCCCGCCGCGGUGCCGGCGGCCACGCCGGAGAAGAAGAGGUCCGGUACCUCAGGCACGGAUGCGCGGGCCAAGGUGUCCGACGCGAGCCAGAACACGUACCGGUGGCCCGCGUCGGCGAUCGCGCCGCCGUGCGGGCAUGGCGGCCGCAGCGCGCUCGCCAAGAGCGCGGAGCACUCUGCUUCGAACAGGAAGGCGAGCGCCGCCGCCGCCGUCUUCAGCGCCGCGCGGUCGGCAGCGUUCCACGGGACGCCGCGGCGCGCGUCGGUGGACGGCGUGAACGAGUACCUGCUGGCUCUGACCUCCGACGACACGGAAACCUCGUCGUCGUCCGGCGGGUCCGGGAACGGCGGCGGCGCGCCCAGACGCAGCGUCUGCUCUGGGCCGCGCCCGUCGCCGAGGAGCGUCAUCAUGAGCUCCUCCGCGCGGUUCGCGCGGGACGCCAUGGGGACGCGCUCCGAACGCUUCGCCUACCCGGCCACACCGUCGCCGUCACGCACCUCUGCAGCAUCUCCAUCGCCGGCGCCGGUGAAGAAGAAGAAGAAGUCAUUGUUCAACGGGUUGCUGUCUUCGCCGUUCAGCAGGCCGUCGCCGAGCAAGCCGGUGGCGAGUUCGUUCGGGAGGACGGCGAGUCAAUCCCCGGCCCGGCGGUCCGCCGAGGCGCCUGGCUCUGCCGCGAACAUGCAGGGCAGGGCUUCUUCUGCCGGUCGCGGCUUCGAUGGUGACACGAAGUUGAAGCCACCUCCGGCGGUUAAGUCCGAGGAGGAGCACCAACUGAGGCUACUCUACACCCAGCAUUUGCAAUGGCGGCUCGUGAAUGCGCAGGCUGGAACUACGCUUUCUUUGCAGAGCACGGCUGCAGAGAAAACCUUAAGUGGUGCAUGGAUUGCCAUCCUGAGGAUGCGCAAAUCGGUCGCCAUUAGAAAGAUGCAGCUACAGUUGCUUCGGACCAACUGCAAACUCAUGGCAGUUCUAAGAGGGCAGAUGAAAUACCUGGAAGAAUGGUCGUUUUUGGAGAGGGAUCAUGCUCAUUGUUUAUCUGGAACAACACAGGCCCUGAAUGCUACCAUCCUUCGCCUUCCUGUCUCCAAUGGAGCAAUGGCAGAUAUUCAAGGGAUAAAAAAAGCUCUUAGCGCUGCAAUUGAUGUCAUGCAUCCUAUAGGAAACUCAACAAGUGCUCAACUGCCUAAGUUAGCCCGGACGAAUGUGUUGGCGUCCCAGCUCUCCAGAGUAUUCAUUCAAGAACACAUUCUAAUAGCGCAGUGCAGAGACUUGCUGUCCACACUAGCAUCAAUGCACGUGAAGUACAGCAGCCUACAAGGGCAAAGGAUACAGAUAAACCAAAGGAGUCAGCAUUUUCAGUAGCCUUCAUGCAACAUUUCCCAGUCUCCAACUCCAGAAUGCAACUGUGCCUGAAGAUGAAGGGGACGCUGGCACAUUUACAGCCUUAUUAUCAGUAGUAGCACGAAUCCUAACAAGGCGUAGACUUGUCUCACUGACAAGCCUUUUCUUUCUGAAUUCUAAUACUCAAUGACAUGGUAGCUGAUAGAAGAUUCAGAUGGCA